This is a messenger RNA of Chaetomium globosum CBS 148.51, 687 nucleotides long. RefSeq lists its product as uncharacterized. Lineage: Eukaryota; Fungi; Ascomycota; Sordariomycetes; Sordariales; Chaetomiaceae. The coding region runs from base 1 to 687 and encodes 228 amino acids. The record is from RefSeq and is a predicted model, not a curated record. The transcript is spliced from 2 exons.
AUGGCAUCCCCAAACACUUUCCCGAACACUCCCUCCUCCUCCUCCGGCAACACCCCAACCAACCUCAAAAUCAUCAACGCCUCUCUCUUCCGCAUGGGCACCAAGGCCGAUUGGGACGCGCUCUGGGGCGGUUAUGACGUGGUGACGGACCUGGCGUCGCCGUUUGCGGUGGAGCUGGUUCAGGCAUACCCCGAGGCGAAGGUCGUGGUGGUGCAGAGGGCUUUUGAGAAGUGGUGGCCGAGUUUUCGGGAUGAGGUGUUGGAUCGGGUGAUGGUGCAGCCCAUGGCGACGGUGAAUGGGUGGAUUGGGUGGCAUGUCAUGGGGAUUCGGGCGGUGCAGGCGAUGCGGAAGGUGCAUUUUGGUCUGUUUGGGGCGAAGACGAGGCCGGAGAUUGAGGAGAAUGCGCGGAGGACGUAUGAGGAGUAUUUCAAGAAGAUUAGGAGGCUUGUGCCAGAGGAGAGGAGGCUGGAGUACAAGAUGGGGGACGGCUGGGAGCCGCUGUGCGAGUUUCUGGGGGUGCCGGUGCCAGAUGUGCCGUUUCCGAGGGCGAAUGAGCAAGAGGCGCAUCAGGAGGAGGUAAAGAAGAGAUUGGGCAAAUUUUAUGGGAGCACGCUGAGGUUGGUGCUGCCAGGGGUGGUUGGGUCUAUCACUGUGUUGGUGGGUUGGUGGUGGUAUCAGCGGACAUGA